Alternaria atra is the source of this 576-nucleotide messenger RNA. RefSeq lists its product as uncharacterized. Bases 1 to 576 code for a protein of 191 amino acids. The record is from RefSeq and is a predicted model, not a curated record. The transcript has a single exon. Lineage: Eukaryota; Fungi; Ascomycota; Dothideomycetes; Pleosporales; Pleosporaceae.
AUGUUCUACAACCCCUCAGCAGCCACCUAUCAACACAUUGGGCCCUCAUCCAACCCAUCCGUCGAGCCUUUCCACCGCACCCUCCCAGACUACUCCGUCACCCCUCUCAUUCCUCUAUCUGAUCUAGCCAAACAACUCGGUCUAGGCCACGUCCUCCUAAAAGACGAGUCCAACCGUCUCGGCCUCCCAGCCUUCAAAAUCCUGGGCGCAUCAUGGGCCAUCCACAAAGCCAUAGCCUCAAGAUGCAACCUCCCCUUAACCGCUACCCUAGAUGAACUCGGUGCUGCAGCAAGAGAAGGAGGGAUUGAACUAGUCACGUGUACAGAGGGAAACUGGGGUAGAGCUGUUUCAAGAAUGGCAAAAUACUUGGACAUCCCAGCCGUCAUCUUCGUCCCUGGUUUCAUGGACGAAGCCACCCAAGACAAGAUCAGGAGGGAAGGCGCAAAAGUGAUUGUCGUGGAUGGAGAUUACGACUACUCCAUCCUCAAAGCUAGAGAAGAAGCAGAGAAGGCGGGAGGCAUGUUAGUCAUGGAUGUAUCCUGGCAAGGAUAUACAGAGAUACCCGAGGUACGAUAG